AAGCAAAAGGAAGAUAUAAAAAGAAGUUGGGCCCUUUAUUUUCGGAGAAGGGAAUCCACCACCUCCAUCUCAACUCCCUCUGCUCUCACCAAUGGCUGACGAUAAGAAACCCAGCGUCUCCCCCGUUUGGCCCACCGUCAAGCCCUUUGUUAAUGGCGGUGCCUCCGGUAUGCUCGCCACCUGCGUCAUUCAACCCAUUGAUAUGGUCAAGGUCAGAAUUCAACUUGGUCAAGGAUCCGCUGGCCAUGUCACAAGAACCAUGCUUAAGGAGGAGGGUUUUGGUGCCUUUUACAAGGGGUUAUCUGCUGGAUUGCUCAGACAAGCUACAUAUACUACAGCAAGACUGGGAUCUUUUAAGAUAUUGACAAACAAAGCAAUUGAAGCCAACGAGGGAAAGCCCCUUCCACUAUAUCAGAAGGCCUUAUGUGGGCUCACAGCCGGUGCUAUUGGAGCAUCUGUUGGUAGUCCAGCGGACUUAGCUCUUAUUCGCAUGCAAGCAGAUGCAACUUUACCUGCUGCCCAGCGCCGAAAUUAUAAAAAUGCCUUCCAUGCACUUUAUCGCAUUCUUGCAGAUGAGGGGGUUUUAGCUCUUUGGAAAGGUGCAGGCCCCACUAUUGUAAGAGCAAUGGGAUUGAACAUGGGAAUGCUUGCUUCAUAUGAUCAAAGUGUUGAGUUCUUCAAGGAUAACCUUGGUUUUGGCGAAGCUGCUACGGUGUUGGGUGCCAGUAUGGUAUCAGGAUUCUUUGCUUCAGCGUGUAGUCUACCAUUUGAUUAUGUGAAAACUCAAAUUCAGAAAAUGCAACCCGAUGCUGAGGGAAAAUUUCCCCACUCUGGCUCUUUGGAUUGUGCCAUGAAAACUCUCAAGGCAGGAGGGCCGUUAAAAUUCUACACUGGAUUUCCAGUGUAUUGCGUGAGAAUUGCCCCCCAUGUCAUGAUGACUUGGAUUUUCCUAAACCAGAUUCAAAAGGUAGAAAAAUCAUACGGGUUAUGAAGGACUGACCAAGAUGAUGGAGAUCCUUUCCAAGUUUAUUUCAGGCUUCAACAAUUAUGAUUUUUUUUUCCUUGUGGUUCUUUGACCAUGUUGUAAUCUAACUUUCUUUGAAUACGGAAUUCCACGCUUGAGUUUAAAAGCGUUUUAAUUAUCUUUCUGUGCAAACAUGGUUCAAAGGUGCAAGAUUGAUAGAUAGAAAGAGGGUAUCAAAUUGCUUCUGAAAUUUGAAUGUACCAGAUUCUCACUGGGAAGAAACAUAGAAUACAUACAUAAUAAGCCUUGUAAAGAGUUCUUUAAAGGUUAAACUCUGUCCCAACCACAACAUUCUCGUGGAGGCAUUUGAAUGAUUAGAAAUUAACGUAUGGAGGAUGCUCCUGAUCUGCUAAUGUAAAUAGUUCAUGUUUGCUUUGGCGAUUUGACAAUAAAAUAUUGGUAAGGUGUUUAUUUUCAGGCUAAGACAAUCACAUCAGCAUUUAUAAGAAAGAAUGUAGGUUCAUUAGAGGAAAUAAUGAAAUGGCAGACAAUAUACAAUCAGAAAAGCAAUGCGAAGAAGUUUAAAGGAAGAAGGAAAAAAAAA
Molecule: messenger RNA, 1568 nt
Organism: Cucumis sativus (cucumber)
Lineage: Eukaryota; Viridiplantae; Streptophyta; Magnoliopsida; Cucurbitales; Cucurbitaceae
Product: mitochondrial dicarboxylate/tricarboxylate transporter DTC
Exons: 6
Coding region: 92-991 (299 amino acids)
Molecular function (GO): oxoglutarate:malate antiporter activity
Source: RefSeq, a predicted model, not a curated record